This is a messenger RNA of Candoia aspera, 942 nucleotides long. Its product is annotated as voltage-dependent N-type calcium channel subunit alpha-1B-like. NCBI's taxonomy places the organism in Eukaryota, Metazoa, Chordata, Lepidosauria, Squamata, Candoiidae. The transcript is spliced from 8 exons. Bases 1 to 942 code for a protein of 313 amino acids. Gene Ontology annotation, molecular function: high voltage-gated calcium channel activity. The record is from RefSeq and is a predicted model, not a curated record. Gene Ontology annotation, cellular component: neuronal cell body; voltage-gated calcium channel complex; membrane. Gene Ontology annotation, biological process: calcium ion import across plasma membrane; chemical synaptic transmission.
AUGUUAGCAGAAGAAGACAAGAAUGCUGAAGAGAAGUCCCCCUUGGAUGUGCUGAAAAGAGCAACAAUAAAGAAAAGCAAAAAUGAUCUAAUCCAUGCUGAAGAGGGAGAGGAUCACUUCACAGAUGUCUGCUCUGUGGGGUCUCCCUUUGCCCGGGCCAGCCUAAAGAGCGGCAAGAAUGAGAGCUCCUCCUAUUUCCGGCGGAAGGAGAAGAUGUUCCGCUUUUUCAUUCGGCGCAUGGUGAAGGCCCAGAGUUUCUACUGGAUAGUCCUCUGUGUUGUGGCCCUCAACACCAUGUGUGUGGCCAUUGUGCAUUAUGACCAACCAGAAGGUCUCACCACCACCCUUUAUUUUGCUGAAUUUGUCUUCCUGGGUUUGUUCCUCACCGAGAUGUCUUUGAAGAUGUACAGCCUGGGACCAAGGAACUAUUUCCAUUCCUCAUUCAAUUGCUUUGACUUUGGGGUGAUUGUGGGAAGCAUCUUUGAAGUCAUCUGGGCUGUGGUGAAACCUGGGACCUCUUUUGGCAUCAGCGUGCUCAGAGCCCUCCGACUGUUAAGAAUCUUCAAAGUCACCAAGUACUGGAACUCUUUGAGGAACCUGGUGGUCUCCCUGCUGAAUUCGAUGAAAUCCAUCAUUAGCCUGCUGUUCCUCCUCUUCCUCUUUAUUGUCGUGUUUGCCUUGCUGGGGAUGCAGCUCUUUGGCGGGCAGUUUCACUUCAAUGAUGAAACACCAACCACCAACUUUGAUACAUUUCCCACUGCCAUUCUCACUGUGUUUCAGAUUCUGACUGGGGAAGACUGGAAUGCCGUGAUGUAUCAGGGCAUCGAAUCCCAAGGGGGUGUCCACUCUGGGAUGUUCUCUUCGAUCUACUUCAUUGUCCUCACACUCUUCGGUAACUGUAUCCUUGCCCGGCUGGAAUUUGAUUUGCUAAUGGUUGCUUGA